AUGUCGACCUAUGUCAUUGUCGACGAUAUCGACCCUACCAUACAAUACUCUGCAAUGCUCGACCCAUCAUCUUCUCAAAAUGGCGGAUGGUCUCAUGGCUCUGGCGUUCGCCUUAACCCGCUCAACCCUUCAUCAAGCGUGACGUACUCAGCGGAACCUGGUCUUCCAGAGUCUCUGACGUUUGAAUUUUCUGGGUCCCAGAUCUCCGUCAUCUCGAAAAUCCCCAUCAACACCGAUAUGAAUAACGCGACCACGAACGUCAACUUCUCUAUAGACAGCACCGUCGUCUACUCCACCACCUGUGUCACAAACAACCAAUGGCAAACGCACGUGCCCAUAUUCACCUCCGACCGACUUUCGGAAGGCAAUCACACGCUCGAAAUCUCCAUAUCGCCAGAACACGAAAACUCUGAGGACAUCGCUGGGUCGAGCUUUCAACUGGACUACCUCAUCUACGAGGCAACAGUCAAUUCGACCAUCGCCAAUUCGACAACAUCGUGGGUUUUCGUCGACGACAGCAAUCCGUUCAUUUCGUACUCGGUGGGCGAUUGGAGUACGCCGGGCACGACGGUCUGGGUGCCUAGCACCUCCCUCACGCUGGACGCAGUCACUCUGAACCGCACCUUGACGGCCUCCACAGCCCCUGGUGCAACGAUGUAUCUGGAGUUCACUGGAACUGCGAUUGAAGCGUAUGGAAUGGUCCCGUACGCCCUCUCAGAUGAUUUAGAUGCCGUCCUCUCCUACAGCAUAGACGGUCGUGCUCCAUCGAACGUGUCCAUCCCAUCAAGCACCAAGUCGUUUCCGCUGUACAACUGGCUCUUCAUUCAAGAAUCAGGCUCGACAGGGACGGAUCCAGACGAAAGCCACAGCCUCGAGAUCACCGUCUUCGAAGCCAACACGUUUUACCUGGAUUAUAUCGUCGUUUCUUCCCCGAAAGCUUUUGUCGCACAAAACCUUCCCACUCAUAGCUCUACGACGACGAGCUCGAGCUUAAGCUCACAUGGUACGGCCGUAUCGACUCCGUCGAGCUCCGUUGAACAGGCGAAGUCGAGCAGCAGUCGUGUGGGGAAGAUAGUGGGGCCCGUCGUUGCAGCAGUUGCCGUCUUGGUGGGAAUGGUGUUCGUCAUCAUCUUCCUGCGCCGCAGAAGACCGAGAGCAGCUCUCUCGAACUCUACGGACCCUCUCACGUCGGUUCGACAUCGCAGCCAGCAUAACUCGACCCAGAUCACUCCAUUCACCUCCUUCUACGACUCCGACGUCUCCUAUACAGAGCGUACACCACAGCGCUUUGGCAAGGGAUUCGGACAAGACAUGACCCAAUCCUUUGAUUCCCAGGGGCUGACGCCCACGCCCACAUCACCGUCAUCGUUGAGGGACAUACGUGCCACACCGCGGCAGCCAGACGAAACUCAGACGUUUGUGGGGAGCAUGUUGACAGCGGCACCGCCUCCGAGCUAUCAUGCAUAUUAGUUCGACGUUCCGUGUUGACAUUUUUCGAUUUCGUUCUCAGCUAGGUCCCGUGUUAUUUGGACUUGUACUUAUGGUUGUUGUAUGUAUCAACAGACGACUUUCUC
Molecule: messenger RNA, 1574 nt
Organism: Stereum hirsutum FP-91666 SS1
Lineage: Eukaryota; Fungi; Basidiomycota; Agaricomycetes; Russulales; Stereaceae
Exons: 5
Coding region: 1-1470 (489 amino acids)
Source: RefSeq, a predicted model, not a curated record